GCGUGGCUGAGAGAGAGAGAGCUGUAUUCAGGCUACUGCUGCUUUUGUUUUGCUCCAUUAUCCAGCAGGAGCUGCUUCUUUUUCCUCCUUCUUUUUCAGCUGCUGGAAACAGAAACACACGGAGAGUAAACGAGUGGAGAGCAGCAUCCAGCAGCGCCUGCCGCAUGCCACACCCGUGAUGAAGCCGGGCUGCAGUCGAUGGCGCGGGGGGAGAGGACGAGCGACGCGCCGCUGCUGCUGCUGCUGCUGGAGCUCCUCCGCCCGGUUCCUCUCUGCGCUCCGGCUGUUUUUUUGCUCUGAAGGUGGGGUUCACCUCCGCGCUCUUCUGCUGCUGCUGAACGCUGACCUCCCCCGGGACUGUAGGACCGAGCUGGGCUGUGCGCCAGGCGAGCACAAUGGCCACGAACACGUCCAGAAGCGCGCUGCCCGGCUAACCUCAAGCGGCUGUGCCCAAUGAGAAGGCACGCAGGAUGGCUGAGAACGAGGCGAACCUAAAGACGGCCAGGCUGUGGAGGGACGCAGCCCUGCGCUCCAGGAAGCUGAGGAGCAGCCUGAGGCAGCUCACGCUCAGCACCAAGAACGACAGCCAGACCAUCACCCUCCCUGAAGACAUCAAGGAGAUCGAGGUGCUCAACCUGGGCAACAACGCCCUGCAGGAGCUGCCAGAAGGACUGGGAUCCACCCUGACCAGGCUGCGCAUCCUCAUCCUCCGCAGGAACAAGUUUGCAGCUGUACCUUCUGCAGUGUUCCAGCUCAGCCAGCUGGUCGAGCUGGACCUCAGCCACAACUGCCUCAAGCACUUCUCGGAGGACAUUGACCUCCUGAAAGGCCUCAAAAAGCUCUGCAUCAGCCAUAACAAGAUCCAGUACCUCCCCUCGCAGAUUGGCACCCUGCAGUGCUUGGAGGAGCUGGACAUCAGCUUCAACGAGCUCCACGACUUCCCCAGGUCCUUCUCCCAGCUCAGGAGGCUGCGGACCCUUGACGUGGACCAUAACAAGCUCCAGCACUUCCCGCCAGAGGUUCUGGCUCUGAGCGACCUGGAGGAGCUUGACUGCUCUGGCAACAAGCUAGAAGGUCUCCCGGGCAAUAUCAUGAUGCUCCAGUCCAUUAAAAUACUCUGGCUGAGCAGCACCCACAUCGUCUCCUUACCCGAGACGUUCAGCGACCUGCAGAAUUUGGAGAGCUUGAUGCUCGACAACAACCUGCUCACAGCCCUGCCGCAGUCAUUUGGUAAACUGCAAAGACUAAAGAUGCUGAAUCUCUCGUCCAACUCCUUUGAAGACUUCCCUCAGGUCGUUCUUAAAAUCGCUCGCUUGGAGGAGUUGUACUUGAGCCGAAACCAGUUGUCUUUUCUUCCAGAAGAAGUGGGCCUGCUGUCUAACCUCGCUAACUUGUGGCUGGACAACAAUAGAAUAACCUUCCUUCCAGACUCCAUCGUAGAGCUGGAGAAACUGGAGGAGCUGGUUUUACAGGGUAAUCAAAUAGCCAUACUCCCAGACAACUUCGGUAAACUCGCCAAAGUCAACAUUUGGAAAGUGAAGGACAAUCCUCUCAUACAGCCUCCGUAUGAGGUCUGCAUGAAGGGGAUCCCUUAUAUUGCUGCCUAUCAGAAGGAGCUCGCACACUCUCAACCUGCUGUUAAACCAAGAUUAAAGCUUGUUCUGAUGGGGCAGAAAAAUGCAGGGAAAACUAGGCUCAGGCAGUGCAUCGUAAGCAAAGCGCUGGACGCCAAGACGAUACCUGGUGAUAGAGGAAUAGACGUGACCAACUGGGUAGCGGACUUGCAUCGCAGUCUCACGUUCAUCGUGUACGACUUAUCAGGGAAGCAGAACUAUGACCUCAUCAAACCCUUUUUCCUCUCACCUGGAGCUCUGUACAUUUUAGUGGUCAAUUUAAAGGCCUACACGUGCAGGACCUUCUACUCCAGCGUGGGGUAUUUCCUUCACCUGCUCAGUGCUAAAGUACCCCACGCUGUGGUGUGCAUUGUGGGCACCCACACUGACCUUUGUGAGGAAAUGGAGCUGGAGGAGAAGUGCUUGGACAUCCACAGACAGAUCUCCCUGCAGGAGAAGAGAGACAUUGAUUGUCUACAUACACUUGCUGUGCAGGUGGACCAGGCCCUGGAGCAGGGCUACGACGUCCGGGCAUCCAGCCCUCACGUACUCUUUUACGGCGUCUCGGACAAGAACCUGAGACGCAAGAAGGCCCAGCUGCAGUACAUGUUGAACAAUCGUUUGCAGAUUUUGUCUCCGGUGUUUUGCGUCAGCUGCACGGAGGCACAGAAAAAUGUCCAGCGCUUGAAAGAGAAGCUCAUGUCGGUUGCUGACCACCGGCAGAUCUUUCCUAAUCUCCACAGAGUGCUGCCAAAGUCUUGGCAGAUGCUGGAAGAGCUCCACUUUAAGCCAAAGGAUCUGUGGCUAUCUUGGUGGGACUCGGCCAGGUUGGGCCUCCAGGCAGGCCUGACCGAGGACCGCCUGCAGAGUGCCCUCUCGUACCUGCACGAGAGUGGCAAGCUGCUGUACUUUGAGGACAGCAUCACUUUAAAAGAAUAUGUCUUCCAUAAUCUGCCACGGUUCAUCGCCAUCUUGAAUGUCUUCUUUCAGAAGGACCUCGCAACGAUGCUGGAAAAGCUGCACUUGGAGGAGGACGGUGGAGAUGUGGAGAAUAAUGCUGCCGCCUCUGCAUCUCAAAUGCAACAUCACGUGGAAGGCUUCCUGUUGCAUGGCCUUCUGCCGUCCAACAUCAUCCGCCUGCUCCUCAGACCUCUCGUUCAGACCCAGCAGGACUUGCACCUCAUCAUGGAGCUGCUGGAGAAGAUGGGGGUUUGCUACUGCAUCAAUAAACCUCGCAGCAAGCCACUGAACGGGGCCACUGUCAUGUACAGGUUCCCCAGUUUGGUCAGUAAUGAGGAGUCCUGUGCAGAACCCUGGCUGAACGGGGGCUCUUUGAUUCCAGGGCAGUUCUUUUCUGUAGAACAGCUGCAGAUAGAGUACAGCUUUCCAUUUCUCAUCCCUCCUGGGCUGUUUACACGCUACAGUGUGCAGAUCAACAACCACGUGGUGCAGCGCUCUGAUGGGAGGCAUUACAUCUUCGCUUACAGGGGGAAAGUGCCUGUGAUGGUGAGCUACAGGCCCUCACGGAACAGACUGCAGCCGGAGACACUCGCCAUCUCUAGCCAUGCAUCUUUGCCAAAUAUCUGGACAGCUUGGCAAGCUAUAACCCCCCUUCUGGAGGAGCUGAAUGUUCUCCUGCAGGAAUGGCCUGGGCUGCAUUAUUCUGUACAUAUCCUGUGUUCCAAGUGCCUGAAGAGAGGGUCACCCAACCCACAUUCCUUCCCAGGUGAGUUGCUGAGCCAGCCUCGGCCCGAGGGUCUGAUGGAGAUUGUGUGCCCGAAGAACGGCUCUGAGCGGGUGAACGUGGCACUGGUCUACCCCCCCUCCCCCACGCUGGUCAGCCCCAGCCACAAAUAACUACCCCCCCCUCAGCACUAAAACCCCUGUAAACACUGACCCCACACACCCUGCUGCACCUCUCAGCCUCCUGCACCACACACACACACUAAAAACGCCCAGCCGGGUCACAGUGUGUGUGUGUGUGUGUGUGUGUGUGUGCAUUCUGCUUCUACUUCCUCUUGUGUGCUCGGAUGACGGCAGCUGGACAGGAUUCAGCCGGCCACACGGCUCACGAGUACGAGGACAAUCAAACACCACACACUUGUUAAUCAGCUCUGACUGCCAGCUCUCCAUGAACUCACAGUGUUACAGUAUUGGCUGGAACUAAAAAUCUCCUGUUUAAAGGGAAUUUCUCUGAGGAGCUCGUUUGAUUGGAGAACAGCUCGACACCAGUGACCCACCCUGAAGUUUCAUCAGAUCAGUCUGAGCCUGGAUUACCUGCAGCUUCAGCCACUUCCCACCUGUUUCAUCACUCGGCAUCUUCUGGAUUAAGAAGAGACAGCAGAGCUUAUUUUAAAGAUGAAGAUGAUGAUGAUGAUGAUGAUGAUGAUGCGUCAUGAGGGAUUCCUGUGUGUUACAGAUGUUUUAAUAACUCAUAUGUGCUUUAUAUGGCAGCCUGUGUGAGAGGAAAGAUAAUAGCAGUAACAGUUUUGUAUGAUCAGGUUCCUCCAAAUGUCCACUAAACCUAAAACUGUAGGAAAAUGUGCUUAAAAAAUAAUGUGUAAUAUAUAUAGGGGUGGAAAUCACAGGGCAUCUUACGAUAAUACGAUAUUAUCAUGAUCACGAUACUGACUGUGUCCAUGAUAACGAACAUAUCACAAUAUAAUCUCAAUAUAUCAUUAGACAGUGAAGAGGUUAAAAUACUCCUAAAUGAUCAAAUACCAGAAAUUAUUAUUUAUUGGUGUUUCAGUUUCACACAAUUUAACGACUAUAUGAAUAUUCUUCACCGCAGAUUUACCCGAUUUGAUUGAUUUUAGACUUCAGUACAUCUAAUUGGAAGCGUAGAGCACCUUUGUUUCAAUAGAAAUAUCCAUAUUCGACAUAUAUAUAUAUAUAUAUAUAUAUAUAUAUAUAUAUAUAUAUAUAUAUAUUAAUACUAUACAAUUACAAUGUAGCAAAUGUAGCAUUUCUAGCUACAUUUAAAGACUCUUUUCUCUCAUAAUUAUGAGAUAGUAAGUCAUAAAUAUGAGAUGGUAAGUCAUAAUUAUAAGAUGUUAGGUCAAAAUUAAAAUAUUGGUGUACUAGGUCAUAAUUAUGAGAAAGUAAGUCAUAAUUAUGAGAUGCAAAGUGAAAAAUAAAAAAGAUUGGUAUACUAAGUUAUAAUUAUGAGAUGGUAAGUCGUAAUUAUGAGAUAGUAAGUCAUAAUUAUGAGAUGCUAAAUCAUAAUUAUUAGAUACUAAAUCAUAUUUAUGAGAUGCUAAAUCAAAAUUAAAAUAUUG
Molecule: messenger RNA, 4891 nt
Organism: Astyanax mexicanus (Mexican tetra)
Lineage: Eukaryota; Metazoa; Chordata; Actinopteri; Characiformes; Acestrorhamphidae
Gene: mfhas1
Product: multifunctional ROCO family signaling regulator 1
Exons: 3
Coding region: 471-3470 (999 amino acids)
Molecular function (GO): protein binding
Source: RefSeq, a predicted model, not a curated record